Coregonus sp. 'balchen' is the source of this 3141-nucleotide messenger RNA. NCBI's taxonomy places the organism in Eukaryota, Metazoa, Chordata, Actinopteri, Salmoniformes, Salmonidae. The record is from the annotation of a GenBank genome assembly.
GUGGGCUUUUAUGCGCUCUACAGUGCAGGAGCACAGCGCCUUCAGAUUCGCUGUCCAGCUGUAUAAUACCAAACAAAAUGUGGGCGGAGAAACUUUCCAUCUCAUUUAUUGACAACUCGAAUCCCCCAAUUUCGUCACAAAGGUGUGGUACCACGAUACUAACUUCAAAGAAUGCCCCCCCCAUUUUAGUUACACAGGAGAGGGAAAAGGGCCAGCAAUUUGCCUGGCAUCACUUUAAUAUAAAUGGUCAUUUACAGUGGGAGAACAAGUAAGUGUGAGUACACAUGCCGAUUUUGCAGGUUUCCACUUACAAAGCAUGUAGCGGUCUGUAAAUUUUAAUCAUAGUACAAUUCAACUGUGAGAGACAGAAUCUAAACAAAAAUCCAGAAAAUCACAUUGUUAUGAUUUUAAGUAAUUAAUUGACACUGUAUUGCUGACAUAAGUAUUUGAUCACCUACCAACACAGUAAGAAUUCGGCUUCACAGACCUGUUAGUUUUUCUUUAAGAAGCUCUCCUGUAGACUCACUACUUACCUGUAAUUAACUGCCCUCGUUUGAACUGUUACCUGUAUAAAGACAGUGUCCACACACUCAAUCAAAACUCACCUCUCCACAAUGGCCACAGACCAGAGAGCUAGACACGAAGGACAUCAGGGCAUAAACACACUGUAGACCAGCACACAAGGUGGUAUGGGCUACCAGAGACCCAAUAGGGCCGCAGCUUGGUGAGAAGCAGACAGAAACCACCUUGGCAACAAUGUUGGCGCAAUUAUUAGAAAAUGGAAGAAGUUUCAAGAUGAGGUCAAUCACCCUCGGUCUGGGGCUUCCAUGCAAGAUCUCACCUCGUGGGGCAUCAAUGAUCAUGAGGAAGGUGUGAGGGAUCAGCCCGACAAUACACACGGCAGGGAACCUGGUCAAUGACCUGAAGAGAGCUGGGACCAGUCUCAAAAGAAAACCAUUAGUAAACACAAUACGCACUCAUGGAUUAAAAUUUCCUUGCAGCGCACGACAAGGCCCCUGCUCAAAGCCAGCACGCAUGUCCAGGACCGUCUUGAAGUGGCAAUGACCAUCUGGAUGAUCCAGAGGAGGAAUGGGAGAAGUCAUGUGUCGAUGAGACAAAAAUUAUAGCUUUUGGUCUAACUCCCCAUCGCAGUGUUUGGAGGAGAAGAAGGCUGAGUACAACCCAAGAACCACCAUCCAACCGUGAAGCAUGAGGGGCAACAUAAGUCUUGGGGGCUGUUCGCAAAGGGGACAGGACGACUGCACAGACAUUAGGGGAGGAUGGUCGGGGCCAUGUAUCGCGAGGACUCAUGGCAAACAAACCCCUUCCCUCAGUAAGAGCAUGCAGGAUGGGUAGUGGCUGGGUCUUCCAGCCAUGACAACACCGAAACAACGCCCAGGGCAACUAGACACGUGGCUACUCCGUAAGAAGCAUCUCAAGGUCCCUAUCUAAAAUCUUUGGGAGGGGCCGGGAGGUGAAAGUCCCGUAUUGCCCAGCGACAGCCCCAAAACCUGAAGGAUCUGGAGACAGGUUGUCACCUGAGGGUGGGCCCAAAAUCCCUGCUUUCUUGCAGGUGUGCAAACCUGGUCAGACACAGGAAACAUAUGAUCUCUAUAAUUGCAAACAACCGAGCUUUUCUGUACCCAACAUUUAAGUUCUGCUUUCUGAUGUAUUCACAAAUACUUAUGUCAUGAAUAAAAGGCAAAUAAAUUACUUAAAAAAUCAUACAACGUGAUUUUCUGGAUUUUUGUUUUACGAUUCCGUCUCUCACAGUUGAAGUGUAGUGGUACCUAUGAUAAAAAUUACAGACUUACAGCUUUGUAGAGGAAAACCUGCCGAUUUGCAGGUUAUUCAAAUACUUGUUCUCCCCACGUAUUUAGGAAAAUCACAUAGCCUAAUGCUUAUUUGUUUCAUAUAGGAAUCAUUACAUUUCAAAGAUAGCUAUAGACGAUGCAUUAAAAGAAUAACAGUAAUUUAACUUUCACUCAACUAGCCCACAGGCUACAGAACGAUACCAUCGUAACUGACUCGCUUUGUCUUGCACCAUGCGGACAAAAUGUAUAGUGGCGUCCGCGCGAUUCAUUCCCAGCCCCACGUCUGCAGCGGCUGCAUGGCGAGGAUGCUGUUAUAAUUCAAAGUCAGAUCAAGUUAAUCAACGUCCCCUGCUGGCUCAAUUGGAUCCUUAUACACAAAAAUAUCCUCUUCUCGCUCCGCCUACCAUCUUGAGAAAGUCUGUGCCUUUUUUCUCACGGAGAGAUUCGCUCUGUGUGUUCUUAGGCUCCAGUCUAAAUGUAUAUAACUGUAGUCCACAGUGAGAGGUGAGAGCAACCUUACAAUCGGGCGGAUUUUAUGCGCCAUAGGUUGUGUCCUUACAUGGUUUCCUAUAUCAGAUUGUUUGAGGAGUUCAUUCAGAGGUCUGAGAAACUGGGGAAUCGCUAAUAGCGACUGUCCUUUUUUUUGGUGGCUUUUUGGUAAAUCGCAUGGAGCGUUUCCAAACAGAUAAAUAUAGGUAAGUUAUAUUUGAAUACUAACAUGUUUUAUUUAGCCAAAAAGAAAACGAGAUAAAUGUACAUUAACAGCUGGUGUGGUGGUGACUUCAUUUACACGGAGUAUUAUUGGCAUAAUUUAAUUGUCAGUUCAUCAGUAAGAACCUAACGAGAGUAGCCACCUACUAAGAGAAAAACAAUGCGCUUGAGAGUGGGGAGGGUAAAGAAAAAUCACCAAAGUUGCACAUACUGCCUAUUUAAGUAUAUUAUACGAACUUUACACCAAUUCAUGGGCAGUAUAGAUUAUACAUUAACAAAUGAAUCACAGUUGAAAUAUGGUGAUGUGUUUCCAGUAAAAAAAGCAAUGUUAUCCAGUUAGUUAUGUGAAUACCUUGGUGCGUAAAAUAGGACUGAAAUUUGUCGACAUGAUUGAAAAUAAUUAUAGGACUGAUAUGAUGUCAUACUAUGUUUUCAUGAAACAGAAUAAGAGGAACUAAGCUAUGCAAUUCUUCCCAUUCUCCUCUCCUCUUGUCUAUAGGUGGGACUUUUUAUGCGCUCUACAGUGCAGGAGCACAGCGCCUUCAGAUUCGCUGUCCAGCUGUAUAAUACCAAUCAAAAUGUGACGGAGAGAAACCUUUCCAUCUCAAUUAUAAUG